This is a messenger RNA of Nerophis ophidion (straightnose pipefish), 1543 nucleotides long. RefSeq lists its product as uncharacterized. NCBI's taxonomy places the organism in Eukaryota, Metazoa, Chordata, Actinopteri, Syngnathiformes, Syngnathidae. The record is from RefSeq and is a predicted model, not a curated record. The transcript has 2 exons. The coding region runs from base 248 to 1543 and encodes 431 amino acids.
AACAGCCAGCACAACGCCGCCUCGCAGUGGACCACCAAAAGUCUUCCCUUCGCCAAGCCGCGAAGACAUUUUUUCCCCGGACAGCAGCGCGCAGACAACAGCCCAGUACUCUUCCCUGAGGUUUGGAAGUUUUGUUUUUUCUCCAUAUUCCAACCACUCUUCCGACUGGGCUGUAAGGCCAGGGCAUACCUCCGGCCCACCGGUCCAUCACGGUGACGUCAUUUCGUCAACGCCCCCUGGUGACGUAAUGCCUUCCACCAUUGAUGAUAUUUUCACCGAAGAUUUUUUUAUUGUGGACGAUAUAUCUCAGCCAUUUUCCAAAGACUUGGACAGUAAUAAUACUUUCACACAGUAUCAGGACAUUUAUAUUGAUUCUAGUCACCCUCAGUAUAUUAUUAAUUGUCAAGAUCAGCCUCCCAUUACUUUGGCCCCACCCCCUAUGGUUCAAGCCCCGCCCACCUCUCAGCCUAUUACACGUCCUACCCCCACGACACCUGAUUUUGAAACUGACUUAGAAAAAUAUAGUUCUGCCUGGAUGGACGAGUGGUACAGGAGAGUUUUGAUUGAACUGGAGCUGGAGGGGAAAUUUCUUGCUGCUCAGAACAAUCCUCUCCUCGUACAGACUAAUGGGGUGGAGUCUACCCUCCUCCUGACCUCCCACCACCCACCCUUAGGGUCAAUCGCUGACCAUAAGGAGGUCGUCUGGAAUCCGCCUCUUGGGGGAUGGGCUGGUACUAGCAGCUGUGUUGCGGAGGUAGCACAGCUGCGACCCACUCAGCCGAAACGACCAGCUAGACUUCCUCCACCUGUGCGCAGUCCAAGUGCUAGUCCAACUCGUAGACGGAGUCGUAGUCCGAGUCCUAGUCCAAGUCCUUGUUCAAGUCAUUCUCUUAAUGGUAGUCCAAGUCCCGGUCCCAGUUACGUACCUUCGUGUAGUCUUGAUCGUAGUCCUUGUCCUAAUUCCCCUCGUGGUCUUAGUCCUCACAGUAACCCUAGUCCUUGCCCAAAUUCUUGUCCGAGCCCCAGUGUCACUGUAAGUCCUAGUCUUUGUCCAAGUCCUUGCCCGAGCACCAGUAUGAUUGUAAGUCCCAGUCCUUGCCCUAGGUUGACCUCAAGUCCUAGUUCCUGCCCAAUCCCUGGUUCGACUGUAAGUCCUGGUCCUUGCCCAAGUCCUUAUAAAAGCACUAGUUUGAUUGUAAGUCCUGGUCCUCACACAAGUCCUUGCCCAAGUCCUAGUGUUAGUCUAAAUCCUCAUAGUAGUCCUAGUCCACCUCUCAGCCAGUCUCUUAGUGCUCCUCGGCUGAAGCCGACUCCUGCUCCUCGGCUGAAGCCGACUCCUGCUCCUCGGCUGAAGCCGACUCCUGCUCCUCGGCUGAAGCCGACUCCUGCUCCUCGGCUGAAGCCGACUCCUGCUCCUCGGCUGGAGCCGACUCCUGCUCCGCGGCCGGCCUCUGCACCUGAUCCGCUGCCGGCCUCUGCACCUGAUCCGCUGCCGGCCUCUGCACCUGAUCCGCUGCCGGCCUCUGCACCUGACACCAUAUAG